Molecule: messenger RNA, 1392 nt
Organism: Leptonychotes weddellii (Weddell seal)
Lineage: Eukaryota; Metazoa; Chordata; Mammalia; Carnivora; Phocidae
Product: HLA class II histocompatibility antigen, DP alpha 1 chain-like
Biological process (GO): antigen processing and presentation; immune response
Cellular component (GO): MHC class II protein complex; membrane
Source: RefSeq, a predicted model, not a curated record
AUGCACCUGGAAGACAUAAGGAGCCGGACCCAAGUCAUGAUCCUGGGAGCCAUCGCCCUGGCUGCCCUGCUGAGCCCCCAUGGAACUGGGGCCGUCAGGGUGGGCCACGUGUCAAUGUAUGCCGAGUUUGUCCAGACACACAGACCCUCUGGGGAGUACAUGUUUGAGUUUGAUGAGGAUGAGCAGUUCUAUGUGGACCUGGAUAAGAAGGAGACUGUCUGGCAUCUGCCAGAGUUUAUUCAUGCCUUUGACUAUGAUGCUUGGAGGGGUAUUGCUGACAUUGUCGGGUCAAAGAAGAACCUGACUACCCUGAUCCAAUGGUCGAACCACACCAGGGCCACAAAUGAGCCAUCUGAGGUGACUGUGUUUCCCAAGGAGCCUGUGGAGCUGGGACAGCCCAACACCCUCAUCUGUCAUGUGGACAAGUUCUUCCCACCUGUGCUCAAUGUCACAUGGCUGCACAAUGGGCAGAUGGUCACCGAAGGUAUAGCUGAGACCAUCUUCCUGCCCAGCACAGAAUUCAGAUUCCACAAGUUCCACUACCUAACCUUCCUUCCCACGGCUGAAGACGUCUAUGACUGCAAGGUGGAGCACUGGGGCCUGGACCAGCCGCUCCUUCAGCACUGGGAGGCCCAGGAGCCAAUCUGGGUGCGUGAGACGAAGGAGACUGUGGUCUGUGUCCUGGGCCUGGUGGCAGGUGUGGUGGGCAUCAUCACUGGCAUCACUGUCCUGAAGACCGGGCGGCCCGACAGCAUCCCUGGGUGCAGGGGCUCCCGUGAGUCAUCUGAGAGCUGGUACCAGGGACAUGGUGCAAAAAAGGAGGCAGCCCGGUAUGGGUGGUGGAUGGGAAGGAGAAACACUUCAACAGGGGUUCUUUGAGCACUUUGUAUUGCAGAAUCACUGACUAGAGGAAAACAAUACCAUGAUAAAGAACAUCAGUUGAGUUGCUUACUACUUACCAGGCACUAUUCUGUAUGCUUCAUAUGUAUUCACUUACUUAUGUCUGGAGGUUGGUACCAUUAUUUCCCAUCAUACAGAGGGGGAAGCAGACAUGAAGAGGGGUGAAGGAGCCUGUCCAAGGUCACACAGCUUGAAAGGUCCAGAGUCUGGAUUUGAACUCAGGCCUUGGGGCUCCAGAGGCUCAGUCUUAUCCAAUGUGUAGAUUAUAUAUAUCAUCUGCAGUCAUUUUAUCUCUCCCUGACAAUCUUCAUAACCUUGAUUUUCUUCUGUUGUCAUAGUGAUGUCCAUGAACCUCCAAUACUGUGUUAAACAUUUGUAAUUAUAAAGGACAUCCUACCUUUUGCAUAAUCUCAAAGGGAAUGCAUUUAAUUUCUCCAUAAAUAUAUUUGCUAUAGAUUUUUGGUUAAUAACCUUUACAUGUGAUAAAAUUGA